Molecule: messenger RNA, 1440 nt
Organism: Anoplophora glabripennis (Asian longhorned beetle)
Lineage: Eukaryota; Metazoa; Arthropoda; Insecta; Coleoptera; Cerambycidae
Gene: mRpL37
Product: 39S ribosomal protein L37, mitochondrial
Exons: 5
Coding region: 135-1358 (407 amino acids)
Biological process (GO): translation
Cellular component (GO): ribosome; mitochondrion
Molecular function (GO): structural constituent of ribosome
Source: RefSeq, a predicted model, not a curated record
UUAGUUUAGUUACUUACUAAAAAUAAUUCCUAAAUACUUAACCUCUAAACUCUAAAAAUUUUUUUCCUUGCGGUUUGGAGGUUAUGUUAUGGAUUUGUCUCCAAUUUGAAUUAAAUAUUUAAAUUUACAUAACUAUGAAAAGGACGUCGGUGUUAUUGCGCCAACAUAUAGGGUGGCAUUUCGAGAAGCAUUGGAGAGUUCAAGGUAAGAGGAAGCCAUUAAACACUGGAGCAGAAAAGAUACUGAAGGAACGAAAUAUUCCAUUUUGUCAGCCAGAAGAUAUUAUUCAAGAAAAACGGGUGUUUGAAAAAGUUGAAAUUGUUGGAUUUAAGAAUAAGCCCGUAGUAUUCGAUAAAACACAUCCCGACUGGCAUGACAGGCCCGUGUUAUCAUACAAAGACAACAACGUUUUGUUAGAGGGAUUAACCCAGGCAAAAGUUUUAACAAAAUCUGUGGAGGUGAAGGAAGGUUUACCAGAAAAUAUUGUCCUGGAAGAUAUUCCAAAAGACAUAAAGAAGCACGUAAAAAAUAUUAUUCUCAGUUCAUGCGUGUUCGAUGCUGAACAGAAAAAGUUACCGAAAAUUAAGGACCCAGAAAGGCCUGCAUGGAAUUUUCCUCGGUUCUACGGGAUCACACAAAACAGAGCAAACAAAUUGUUGAUGUCGAGGUUGCUUCAAUUGAUAGAGUCUACAUGUGGACGUGAUGAUUUAGUUAACGAACGAUACCUAUUUAACGACUUGCUGUUUUCGUUUCCAUUUGAGAGGCAUGGCGAUCUAAUACAAUUUCAACUAAGCGGGGAUACCGUGAUAACGAGUUCGAAGCCAUUGUCUCCCAUUACAGGGGUAUCAACUGAAUCUUUAGAGUUACCGGACAUUACUCCUGUCAAACCAACCAUUACUUUGGUUAAAGACAAUAUCUACAAGCUCGAGAAGAGUUUUCCUAUUAAGUCCUUUGUUAGUAAAUUACACCCUCAUACAAUUUUUACGAGGUACAAUAAGGAAGAGGUAAAAAAUCUGUUUGAGGAAGAAGUGACCGAAGCACAAAUUUUUGGAAGAUCUCUAUUGAAGGCUUUCACGGUUUCUGCUAGUUAUGCUAGGUAUCAGUUUGGGGAUGAUGUGGGACAACUUCCGAAACCAGUCACGGUACAGUCGGUACAGACAGAUGGACAGUUUUAUCAUUUCGGGGUAUUUCAGUUGAAUACGCUGGAUUUAGAGAAAGGGGAUGUGAAAAACGUGUGGUACCAAACUCCCUUGUUGUAUUUAUACGAUAAAUGUUGUUACGUCCUAGGGAAACCUACUUUGGAGGGGUAUAACAAAGAGGUAGUUAAACAUUUAUAUGCAUUUUAUAAUAGCGUUUAAUCCAGUCCAGUUGUGUAUUUAUGAAACGGAAAAAAAAUAAGCGAAUACUGUUUGUAGGUAAGAAAUAAAAAAUAUGAAUAUA